Pseudogymnoascus destructans is the source of this 1206-nucleotide messenger RNA. RefSeq lists its product as uncharacterized. Lineage: Eukaryota; Fungi; Ascomycota; Leotiomycetes; Thelebolales; Thelebolaceae. The transcript is spliced from 3 exons. The record is from RefSeq and is a predicted model, not a curated record. Bases 1 to 1206 code for a protein of 401 amino acids.
AUGGCAAGUUUGGAAAGAUGGAUUACUCGAGCGACCUCGGGGGGAGCGACAUCAGCCACCGAGGCCACCGAGGCAGCUCCAGGACCUACGACCCAAGAAAUCGAUGACUUGGUGGCCAACCAAGGCGGGAAUAUGGCCUCGAAGCUGGCCGACCUUCGGAAGCCAGUGGAAGAAGAGAGGGCCUACUUCAACACAAUGAAGGAAGCCCUAGAAGUAUUCCGAGGAUCGCACGGUGACAAUUACAACGCCUACCCUGAGGCCCUACAGGACUUUGCAAGGAAGCAAGCCCAAAUUCAAGAAGAAAGUCGUCAUAAAAGGCGACACCAAGACAUUGAGGACGAGUGGGAGGACCCCCAUCUGGAAGGACGCGAGGAGGACACAGCUUCCACUGAGUCUAGGGAGACUGCACCCACCCGAAGGCCAAUUGGAAGGGUUAAGGAACCAAAGGUCUACAAGGGCGAGUCUACCCGCGAACUCAACGAGGUCUUCCCAACUGAACAGUCGAAGGUGGCCUUCGCAGCCCAGUACUUAGAAGGGCACCCUAUGAAGGAGUGGGACCAUCGGUGCGCCACCCAGGUUGAGGGGUACAUUGACCUUCUGGAUAUCACAGGUUUCGAGGAGUUCCUCCGAGACCUCCACGUCGACCCGGCCAACCGACAGCAUCUUGCAGCCCUCAAGUAUAACGUAGCUGCCCAAAGGAAAGGGCAGAGUAUCCACAAGUUUGUGGCCUAUCUUGAGGAUCUCGAGCGCGAAAUGGACCAGUAUACCGAGGCGCAGAAGACCACCCACCUCUUGAUGAAGAUCCACCCAGAAAUGAGACAACGACUCCUUGAAGGGGGGCACGCUGGCUACAAGAAUAGCCAAAGGGACGAGGGGGGUUCCUCACGAGGAGGCUCCUCCAACUGCAGAGGCAGCCUCAGCAACAGGAGGGACCGCUUUGGCAGCCAUCGAGGAUUCCAACACGCAACCCCAGAACCUCCAAAGCCCACUGCCACAAAGAGGAUGGAAAUCGAGGUAGAGCUUCAAGUAGGUUCUGAGUGGCACAAGGCGCAAGCCCUUAUCGACUCAGGGUCAGACGCGUCCACUAUCCAACCUCUCUUUGCCAAAGAGAAGGGUUUGGAAUGCUGGGACAAGGCACCCCUACGUGCAAGGGCAGUUGAUGGAAAGGAUAUUACGAUAUAUGGGGCAGCUACCGCCCAGAUCUGA